CGUGGCAUAAAUAAUAAUAUUAUAAAAAAAACAAAGGAGAGUAGAGAGAAAACGAGAGAAAAGAAGGAAAUGGAAAGCGAAGCAGCAGCGACUGUUCAAGCCACCAGGCCGAGAAGAGCACCUAGGACUCCGGUGACAGCCAUUUUGACGGAUAAGAGAAGACGGAAACCUAAGAGCAACAACGAGUCUCAGUUACCAUUUUUGCUACAGCAGAGUCAAAAGGCCACCGUUGACGACACUUACUCUCAGUGGAAGACUCUUCUUCCCAUUCUCUAUGAUUCGUUUGUUAAUCAUACCCUCGUCUGGCCCUCUCUCUCUUGCAGAUGGGGGCCACAGCUUGAGCAAGCAGGUUCUAAGACUCAACGUCUCUAUCUCUCGGAACAAACGAAUGGCAGUGUGCCUAAUACUUUGGUCAUAGCCAAUUGCGAAACUGUUAAUAGGCAGCUUAAUGAAAAGGCACACUCUCCAUUUGUGAAGAAGUACAAGACCAUCAUCCACCCUGGAGAGGUCAACAGAAUUAGGGAACUCCCUCAAAAUAGCAAGAUUGUAGCUACUCACACCGACAGUCCUGAUAUUCUCAUUUGGAACACUGAGACUCAACCAGACCGGUAUGCUGUGCUUGGAGCUCCAGAUUCUCGUCCAGAUUUGUUACUAAUUGGGCACCAGGAUGAUGCUGAAUUUGCUCUUGCAAUGUGCCCAACCGAACCUUUUGUUCUCUCUGGAGGCAAGGACAAGUCCGUUAUUUUGUGGAAUAUCCAAGACCAUAUCACAAUGGCUGGUUCGGAUUCCAAAUCCCCUGGAUCCAGCUUCAAGCAGACUGGUGAAGGUAGUGAUAAAACUGGUGGUCCUUCUGUUGGCCCUCGAGGCAUAUAUAAUGGCCACAAAGAUACUGUUGAAGACGUGGCAUUCUGUCCAUCUAGUGCACAAGAAUUCUGCAGUGUUGGUGACGAUUCUUGCCUUAUGCUAUGGGACGCAAGAACUGGCACUAGUCCUGCCAUGAAGGUUGAGAAGGCACAUGAUGCUGAUCUUCACUGUGUCGAUUGGAAUCCUCAUGACAAUAAUCUGAUCCUGACUGGGUCAGCAGAUAACACUGUCCGUGUGUUUGACCGCCGAAACCUUACCUCAAAUGGAGUUGGUUCACCUGUUUACAAAUUUGAAGGCCACAGAGCUGCUGUUCUUUGUGUUCAGUGGUCUCCUGAUAAAUCAUCUGUUUUUGGGAGUUCUGCAGAAGAUGGUCUCUUGAACAUAUGGGAUUGUGAUAGGGUUGGCAAGAAGUCUGAGCGUGCAACCAAAACUCCUGAUGGGCUUUUCUUCCAGCAUGCUGGUCACAGGUUCUCAAGACUUAAUUCUAAUUCACUUGCUUGCCUUUCCCUUUUACUCUCUUCAGUGGAAUCUAUAAUUUCCUCGUGUAUAUCUUCUUAGGGACAAAGUGGUCGACUUCCACUGGAGCCUAUUGAACCCUUGGACUAUUGUCAGUGUUUCUGAUAAUUGUGAGAGUAUCGGUGGAGGUGGUACAUUGCAGAUAUGGCGGAUGAGUGACUUGAUUUACAGACCGGAAGAUGAAGUCCUGACAGAGCUAGAGAAAUUCAAGUCACAUGUUUUCACAUGUACCUCCAAGUCUUGAGGAAGCAAUCCCAUCAUGUCUAUUAGUAUUAGUAAGUUGCUGGGGUUUAGUGUCAGUUUUUGCGAGGAAAAUCAGUUUACUUAUGCGAUUUAGGUGUUAUUUUUGCGGAAUAUUACUUGGUUUAUGUAGGCCAGUAAUUCAACAUAUUGGUAGAUUUAGGACUUCCGGAAUCUUGUAUGGUACUUGAUCCUGUUUCUUCAGGUUAAUCCUAGGCACCUAACUUGCUUGUAUUUUCAACUUUUUUUUUUGUGAAUCCAAACUUGGUUAAGCAAGACCAAACUAAAACAACAGAUUGAAUCAGUGAAAUCCAAAUCUCAA
Messenger RNA from Arabidopsis thaliana (thale cress), 1942 nucleotides. RefSeq names its product nucleosome/chromatin assembly factor group C5 (gene NFC5). The coding region runs from base 70 to 1422 and encodes 450 amino acids. The transcript is spliced from 14 exons. Gene Ontology annotation, cellular component: nucleus; ESC/E(Z) complex. The record is from RefSeq and is marked reviewed. Gene Ontology annotation, biological process: negative regulation of gene expression; epigenetic regulation of gene expression; regulation of DNA-templated transcription. NCBI's taxonomy places the organism in Eukaryota, Viridiplantae, Streptophyta, Magnoliopsida, Brassicales, Brassicaceae.